UCGAAAGUAAAUACAGUUUUCCUAUCUUCAGUUUCUCUCUUCUCUUCUCAUCCCUUCUAAAACUCUAUUUCCCAUCUCACCUCUCUUCUUGAUUCUUUUCUCAUCUCUAUCUCUUGAUUCUUUGUGGAUUGUUGAUUGGGUUAUAUCAUUUGGUAUCAGAGCAUCCAUUCUCUAACCUGUGGCUAUGGCGGGUAACACCAUAUCUCAAGAACAAGCGAAAUUCGAAGCCGAGAUCAAGGGAUUGAUCUCAAACACCCAGAGGGAUCUUCUUGAAUUGCAGUGACGCACAGAGGAGCAAUUCAGGAAGAAUGACGAGUAGUUGGUGGCCAUACGGAAAGAAAGAAAAGAGCAAUUUGAGUCUUUGUCCAAGAUGAUGUUGCAAGUUAUGGGUCGAAUGGGGGUUUCCCAUGGUGAUAGCGGCACUCUGAUGAUGUCGGCGAUGGGGGUAAAUAAUGGGAUCCUAAGAGGAAGCUGUGACAAUCCCAUGGGAGAGGCCUUGCACUGGUUGCAAGCCUACAUGAAAGGGAGAAUUGAGUGGCCUGCUUGGGAGGAAUUUUGCAUGGCUAUUUGUGUUAGAUUUGGGGUAGCUUCUAACAUGAAGCUUGUGGCAAAAUGGAGGAAUGUAGUGCAAAUGGGUACUCUCUUAGAGUAUCAACGAGACUUUGUAAAAAUAAAGGCUAAGGUCGCUUGCUCUGAAGAGUUUGCUGUUGAGAUGUUCAUUGGAGAAGAGGUGGAUAUUGCUGAGGUACAAGAUAACCAGGGUGAGAGAUUAGAGGUACAACAAUUGCAUCUAUGGCAACAAGACAUGCCACAAUUAUCUUUGCAUGCUUUGACGGGUGAGUUGGCCUAUCAGAUGCUUAAGGUGAUUAGAAUAGUGGGCAAAAGGUCACUAAUGAUUUUGAUAGACUUUGGGACUACACACAAUUUCUUAGACUCCAAAUUAGCACAAGAAUUGGGGUGUAAGUUAGAGGAUGUAAAACAGUUCCAAGUUUCAAUGGCUAAUGAUAGUCAAUUAUCUGGUUCAAGGAGAGUUGCUGACUUCACUUGGAAAAUGAAAGGGUUGGAAUUUCAAUUGGAGAUGCUCUUGUUGCCAUUGGGUGAGUACGAUGUGAUUCUUGGAAUCCAAUGGUUAAAACCCUUGGGAAAGGUUCUAUGGGAUUUUCAGAGCAAGACCCUUGGUUUCACGUACAAGGAGAAACCUAUGGUGCUACAUGCUCCCCCUAAACCCCAGAUCAAGUGGGAAGCAUGUGGAGUUCAGUUAUCUAGAGCUGAAACAAAGGAUGAUCCACAUUUAAGACAAUUGUUGGAAAUCUAUUUUGAUGUUUUUGAGGAACCCAAAGAACUGCCACCUCACAAAGUUCAAGACCAUAGUAUUCCUUUGAAAGGGGGUAUUGACCCUAUCAAUGUUCGACCUUAUAGAUAUCCUAAUAGACAGAAACAAGUCAUGGAGCAAUUAGUUCAAGAGAUGCUCCAAAGAGGGGUUAUAAGAAGAAGCACCAGUCCCUUUUCUUCUCCAAUGGUUUUGGUCAAGAAAAAAGAUGGCACUUGGCGCAUGUGUGUGGACUACAAGGAAUUGAAUAAGACCACCAUCAAUGACAAAUUCCCAAUGUUAGUUAUUGAAGAACUCCAAGAUGAGUUGCAUGGAGUUGCCUUUUUCUCAAGAAUUGAUCUAAGGGCAGGUUAUCAUCAAAUUUGGAUGAAGGAAGAAGAUGUAUGUAAGAUGGCAUUUAGAACACAUCAUGGCCACUUCGAGUUUUGGGUAAUGACUUUCGAGCUCUCCAAUGCCCCUUCAACCUACCAAGCUGUUAUGAAUGAAAUGCUAGAACCAUAUUUGAGGAAGUUUGUUCUAGCAUUUUUUGAUGAUAUAUUGAUGUAUAGUAGAUCCUGGGAAAAGCAUUUGCAGCACUUGAAUCUCAUACUAUCUGUUUUGAGGCAGCACCAAUUUUUUGCUAAGCAUAGCAAGUGUUCAUUUGGUGUGCAACAGAUUGAGUGUUUGGGGCACAUAAUCUUCGCCCAAGGGGUUGCUACUGAUCCACAAAAGAAGAUUCAUUCAACAUUAUGGCAUCAUUGCAAACCUCUAAUGGUGCUACUGCAAAAAGACAACUUCAAAUGGUCUACAAUGGCACAAGCUGCUUUUUUGAGGUUGAAGGAAGCUAUGGUUAAGGCACAUGUUCUUGCACUUCCAAACUUCAAAGAAGAAUUUGUUAUUGAAACUGAUGCUUUAGGUUUUGGUAUAGGGGCAGUCUUAAUGCAAAAAGGUCAUCCUAUUACACUUCUCAGUAAGGCUUUGGCUCCUGCCCACCAAGGCUUAUCUACAUAUGAAAAAGAGCUAAUGGCUGUGGUAAUGGCUAUUGACAAGUGGAGACAAUACUUGAUUGUGAGGCAAGUGGAGACAAUACUUGAUUGUAAGGAGAAUACUGUGGCAGAUGCUUUAUCUAGAGUGCCAAGUACUCAUAUUACUUCUAUGGCCAUUUCUACUAUUGACACUUCCUUAUUUUUUGAGAUACAACAGUCUUGGCAAGUUGAUGAGCCAUUGCCUAUUCCGGAUAAAGUGUGGGAAGAUAUUUCUAUGGAUUUUAUUGAAGGCCUUCCUCUAUCCCAGGGAAGGACAAUCAUUAUGGUUGUGGUUGAUCAAUUAAGCAAAAUUACUUUGAGGAUGUCAUCUGCUUAUCACCCUCAAACAAAUGGCCAGACUGAGGUAGUCAAUCAUUGCUUGGAGACUUAUCUUCGAUGUAUGUGUGGACUAAGGCCUAAGGAGUGGGUUCAGUGGCUACCAUUGGCUGAGUGGUGCUUCACCGCAAAGACCCUUGUUUUUGCUGGCCAAAACUACACAAUUUGGGCAGUGAAGAUGAAAGCAUAUCUAAGGGCUUUCGAACUUUGGGAAGUGGUUGAGACAGACCGGCAACUAGCUCCUCUUCCUCCAAAUGCUACUCUUGCUCAAAUUAAGAGACACUUAGAGGAGGUGGCAAAGAGAUGCAAAGCCUUGACUUGCCUUCACUUAGCAGUGACCGAUGAAAUUUUCAACAGAAUCAUGACUUGUGAGACAGCUAAAGAGGCCUGGGACAAGCUGAAAGUGGAGUUCCAAGGUGAUAACAAGGCAAGACAAAUGGAGGUUCUCAAUCUGAAAAGAGAGUUCGCGCUCAUUAGAAUGAAGGAUACAGAGACGGUGAAGGAGUUCUUCGACCGACUGACGAAGGUGGUGAACAAGAUAAGAUUGCAAGGGGAAGAACUGUUUGAUAAGGCAGUAGUUGAGAAGGUUUUGGUGAGUCUAUCGGAGAAAUUUGAGCACAACAUCUCAUCCUUGGAGGAUUCCAAAUAUCUGUCUCAAUUCUCCUUGAAUGACUUAGUUAAUGCUUUGCAAGCUGUGGAGCAAAGAAAGACUUUGAGGCUCGAAAACAAUGUUGAAGGAGCAUAUUUGGCAACUGACAGAGAAAAAGCAACAGCCAAAGAUGAUGAAAACAAGCAGUUCGGUGAUAAAAGAAACAGAGAAAAAAAGGGUUAUCAAAGUGGGAGGUACAAAAACAAGAAACAAAGCUUUGCACCUUGUUCCCAUUGUAAGAAGAAGAACCACUCAGAAAAUUACUGUUGGUUCAGACCUGGAAUUCAGUGCAGAUCGUACAAGCUUUUUGGACAUAUUGAGAAAGUUAGCAACUUGAAGGGUGGAAAAACUCAGCAAGCCCAAGUUGCUGAAAUCACUGAACAAAUGGAAGAGAAGCUAUUUAUGGCUUCUAGUGUUGAGGCAUGUUGCUUAGCAAGAUUGAGUCCAAGCACUUGGCUGAUUGAUAGUUGUUGCACAAACCACAUGACAAAUGACUUGGCCAUUUUCAAGAGUCUGGACAAGAACUAUUCUUCAAGAGUGAGACUAGGAAAUGGAGAUGUUAAGGAAGUCAAGGGCAAACGAGUUGUUGGUGUGCAAACUCCAGCAGGUACAAAGUUAAUUUAUGAUGUGCUUUAUGUGCUUGAUAUAAGUCAGAAUCUUAUUAGUGUUGGUCAGUUGCUUGAGAACAAAUUUGCACUGCAUUUUCAUGAUAACAUGUGUGAUGUGGUUGAUGAAUCUAGUGUUAUACUAUUUUCUGUUAAAAUGAGUGAUAGAAACUUCCCAGUUGAGUGGAAAAACACUAAAAUUCUAGCAGGCAGCAGUAUAGUUAAUAACUCAAGUCUAUGGCAUAAAAGAUUUGGGCAUUAUAACUAUACAUCUUUGAAAGAAAUGCAUAGCAAGAAUAUGGUGAUAGAUAUGCCUGUUGUGAAUGAAGAUUCUGGUGUAUGUGUAGUAUGUCAGUUAGGGAAACAAGCUAGACUCCCUUUUCCUAACAAGGCUAGUAGAGCUAUAGAAAAGAUGCAGUUGAUCCAUAGUGAUAUCUGUGGAUCUAUGAAAGUGUUCUCCUUAAAUGAGAGCAAAUAUUUUCUGAUUUUCAUUGAUGACUUCAGCCGGAUGUGCUGGGUAUAUUUUAUCAAACAAAAGUCAGAAGUAUUUGGAGUAUUUGUUAGAUUUAAAGCCUUGGUUGAAAAUGAGAGUGGCAACACCAUUAAGGCUUUCAGAACUGACAAUGGUGCAAAAUAUACAUCGAAUCAAUUGGUGGAGUUUCUCCAAAAGUCAGGCAUACACCAUCAGCUCACAGUCACUUACACCCCUCAACAAAAUGCAACUCUCAACUGAAGCACUUGACAACAAGACUCCUUUUGAAGCUUGGUUUGGGAUAAAACCAAAAAUUGAUG
This is a messenger RNA of Rubroshorea leprosula, 4716 nucleotides long. NCBI's taxonomy places the organism in Eukaryota, Viridiplantae, Streptophyta, Magnoliopsida, Malvales, Dipterocarpaceae. The record is from the annotation of a GenBank genome assembly.